Molecule: messenger RNA, 1064 nt
Organism: Dipodomys ordii (Ord's kangaroo rat)
Lineage: Eukaryota; Metazoa; Chordata; Mammalia; Rodentia; Heteromyidae
Gene: Ecscr
Product: endothelial cell surface expressed chemotaxis and apoptosis regulator
Exons: 10
Coding region: 51-755 (234 amino acids)
Biological process (GO): negative regulation of angiogenesis; positive regulation of endothelial cell apoptotic process; positive regulation of proteasomal protein catabolic process
Cellular component (GO): plasma membrane; cytosol
Source: RefSeq, a predicted model, not a curated record
GGACAGAGUCUCCAGUGAGUGCUUGCCUGCUGGCCACAUACCCAGCUGAUAUGGGAACCACUGGGGCCACACAACUGUUCUGGGCAAUCCUGGGCUUGCUCCUGCUUCAAGGUCACAACUCCCAACCUACAACAACCCAGACCUCUCAAGGAGUCUUCAACAGUCUCCGACUGACCAUAGAGGCAACUUUGCCUAACACAGGAAACCAAUCUUCUUCAGAACCUGGUAGCCCAAAGAUUCUGUCCAGUACCAGUGCCCCAGGCGUUCCACAGGAGGCCUCUUGGAGCUCCCCAGUGUCCCCUAAGCCUGUAGUGCUGAGGUCAAGCACUGUGGAUGGUCAUUCCCCGCCUUUGCUGGGCCUGACUCAGCCUCAGACACAGAAGCUCACAUCAGGACUUGAAACAUCUCAAAAUGCUACUCCCAGUUCAAUCACCAUGAGCCUGAGGACAAGGGGAAAUUUGACCAUUGUGCCCAGUCCCACGUCAGAGACGGUGCUCACUGUGGCUGCCUUUGGUGUCAUCAGCUUCAUUGUCAUCCUGGUGGUUGUGGUGAUUGUCCUAGUUGGUGUGGUCAGUCUCAGGUUUAAGUGCCGGAAGAAUAAGGAGCCUGAAGAUCCUCAAAAACCAGGAAACUCAGGGGUAUCUGAAAGCUGUUCCACAGCCAACGGUGAGAAAGACAGCAUCACUCUCAUCUCCGUGAAAAACAUCAACAUGAAUAACAGCAAAGGCUGCCCCUCAGCAGAGAAGGUUCUUUAAAAGUGACUGUGGGUCUUGGCGAGUCCAAGGAUGUUGCAGCUGUUCCAAGACAAAGAAAGAAGAGGUGACAUUGGUAGAGGCAACAAACCACAUAGAAAUUAUUUUGUGUCAUGUUUGCUCCCCGUUCUAAAGGAUCCUGGAGCUCCUCUAGAUUUGGGAGUAAGCUACCCAUAUGAGAGACUCCUGCUCAUGUGGAAGCCACUCUAGAAAUCUGACCUCAGAACCACAGAAAUGAGUUGAUACAGCAAGAGCAAGGAAGAUGAUGAGAUGGACUGACCCUUUCUACUUGCAUUAAAAUUAUGUUCUGGC